GUCAAGAGCGGCGUGUGCGAAGAUGACUGUGCAGGAAAGCCAGUCAGUCGCACUUCGCAGCCGAAGCCGUUGAUUUAAAACGCGAACAACCGGCGAGGUUCAAUGGGCGUAUCUGCUUAUUACCCCAUUUAAUUGCCGUCGUUCGUUCACUGGUUUCCCCAGCUGAAUAAGAAACAACAAAUAGUUUGCGUAAAUUUGUGAGUGAAUAUUGGCGGGCAGUAUUUAUCAGUCUAGAAUUGUAUAAAUGUUAACACGAAAAUAACAUUAUUCGAAAGCACUGAUAAGGCCCCGGGGGCGAACAGAAAUUGAAAUGGAAACUACAUUGUCCGAAAGCCAGCAGCCGGUUGUCAGUAGCACGCAGAGAAUCGUCGACUACGGAAGCACAAUCCGCCCGGAAUCCCAGCGCCGACCUUCAUUUGUUUUCAUCGAAUCCCCGCGUCGGUAUACGAAAAUGAGCCACCACACCGCGUCCCAGGAUCGCCUCCAGCGUGUGGAGUACUUCCUCAAUGUUCUCAACCAGAUGUGUAUCGGAUUCAUUACCAUCUACAUUUCAUAUCUGACUCUACGGACCGGAUUAGAAGGAACUGGUCUCCACGCAUGGCUAGUUACCAUUGGAUUUUCCUUCUUUAUGGCCGAGGGCGUAAUGAUCCACUAUGAGGGCAACGUUCUGACCAAUGGAUACAAACGGAAAACGAAAACCACAAUCCAUUGGGUGGUCCUGACCCUGGGCGGAGGCUGUGGAGCAGCAGGUGCCCUCAUCAAGAUGAUCCAAAAGGGAUUUCUGUUGCAAUCCACUCACGGGAAACUAGGGAUGACUGCGUUCGUACUCUGCAUUCUCGCCAUGACAUCCGGAUUAUCCGCUCUAUUCUCUACGCGGGUGAAAAAGCUGAUAACACCACUACUGAACAAAACGUUCCAUAACUUUCUGGGAUUUGCCUGCUUUGUGAUUGCUCUGGUCACCCAGUACUACGGUUACCAGACGGGCUACUUCAAGAGUCGCAGUGAGACGGACUUUCAGAUCCUAAUGAAGUGCCUCACCCUCACAUCCCUGGUCCUCUCCAGCUACGGGCCGAUGAAAGCGCUCUAUCAAAAAAUUAAAAAUAUAUCCCAGCAGUUUUAGGCGGCUGGAUACAGUAAUUAUUUCGAAUUUAAAUAAUGUACAUAUAUGUAUAGAUAGCAAAAAUAUAUUUAAUUUUAUUAGG
Messenger RNA from Drosophila ananassae, 1202 nucleotides. RefSeq names its product transmembrane reductase CYB561D2. Bases 311 to 1120 code for a protein of 269 amino acids. The transcript has 3 exons. Gene Ontology annotation, molecular function: transmembrane monodehydroascorbate reductase activity. The record is from RefSeq and is a predicted model, not a curated record. Lineage: Eukaryota; Metazoa; Arthropoda; Insecta; Diptera; Drosophilidae.